CAGGUUUAAUUUCAAAUGUUUCAACUCUUUCAACUAGUACCUUUUUCCACCUCAGUCCGAGUUUCAACUCGUUUGAACUCAGUGUAGCAAUGGCGAUGAUGCAAGGUGUGCAGAAGAACACGCUAUACGUGGGAGGCUUAGCGGAAGAAGUGAACGAGUUGAUCCUCCACGCGGCGUUCAUUCCCUUCGGCGACAUCAAGGACGUGAAGACGCCGCUGGACCAGGCCUCGCAGAAGCACCGCUCCUUCGGCUUCGUCACCUUCCUCGAACGGGAAGAUGCCUCCGCCGCCAUGGACAACAUGGACGGCGCCGAGCUCUACGGCCGCGUCCUCACCGUCAACUACGCCCUCCCCGAACGCAUCAAGGGAGGGGAGCAGGGCUGGGCCGCCCAGCCCGUUUGGGCGGAUGCGGAUACCUGGUUUGAGCGGCAGCAGCAGGAGGAAGAGAUGAAACGGAUUGAGAAGGAGAAUCGUGCGGCGAUGGAGGCGGCAGAAGACUUGCACCGGAAGCAAGUGGCAGAGCAGCGAGAGGGAGAGAAGGAAGAGGAAAUUGAGAUCAAGGAUGAUCCUAUGGCCAAGGCUGAAGCGGAGGUUCUUCAAAACCAAUGACUUGUCAAAACGGCGCAACUUGGUGAGGGAAAUGUUGCGUUUCAUUGUUUGUUUGCCUCAUUGUAAUGUCUGAUGAAUCUUGUGUAUGGGGUGACAUGGUACUGUAGAAUCUGAAACAGGGUAGCUAGUGAAAUGAAAUCACCAUUAGUUUGGAAAUGAAAUUACACUACUUUGAAUUUUAGAUUCAUAUAUACAUAUAAUGACCUUACAACAAAACUCUGAGUUUUUUCUAA
This is a messenger RNA of Glycine soja, 841 nucleotides long. Its product is annotated as peptidyl-prolyl cis-trans isomerase E-like. NCBI's taxonomy places the organism in Eukaryota, Viridiplantae, Streptophyta, Magnoliopsida, Fabales, Fabaceae. The record is from RefSeq and is a predicted model, not a curated record. Gene Ontology annotation, molecular function: RNA binding. Bases 90 to 608 code for a protein of 172 amino acids. The transcript has 2 exons.